This is a messenger RNA of Drosophila takahashii, 1533 nucleotides long. RefSeq names its product UPF3 regulator of nonsense mediated mRNA decay (gene Upf3). The record is from RefSeq and is a predicted model, not a curated record. Gene Ontology annotation, biological process: positive regulation of translation; nuclear-transcribed mRNA catabolic process, nonsense-mediated decay. NCBI's taxonomy places the organism in Eukaryota, Metazoa, Arthropoda, Insecta, Diptera, Drosophilidae. Gene Ontology annotation, cellular component: cytoplasm; nucleolus. Gene Ontology annotation, molecular function: mRNA binding.
UUUGUUUUGAUUUUGAUUCUGCUCUGAUAAAAACAAAAGCAACCGAAAAUGGCCGAAGCAAUGGCCGAGGAAAAGCCAAAGGAUAAGCCGCGGGGCAACCGGCGCAAGGACAAGAAGGACAAGACCAGCCAGGUCGUCAAGAUUGUGAUGCGGCAUCUGCCGCCCACCAUGACAGAAACCGAGUUCCUGGAACAGGUGGGUCCCCUGCCGGAGAACGACUCCUACUACUACUGCCAGGCGGACUGGUCCCUGGGCCACGAGGCCACCUGUCGCGCCUACAUCGACAUGUCCCUGAAGGACAUCGCCGACGUGCUGCAGUUCCGCGACCGAUUCGACGGCUACGUCUUCGUGGACCAGAAGGGCGUCGAGUACAUGGCCAUCGUGGAGUACGCCCCCUUCCAGUGCUUCCUCAAGAACAAGGCGCGCAACGACGACAGCAAGGUGAACUCAAUCGAGAGCGAAGCCCACUACCAGGAGUUCGUCCAGCGGCUGGCCGACGAGCGCGAGGAGGCGAGUCGCGCUGGCGACGUCAAGCUGGACUUCUCCUUCGACCGGCGGGCGGACGAGAAGGUCAAGUCCACACCCCUGCUGCAGUACCUGGCCAACAAGAAGGAGAAGCGCCGCGAGGAGGCGCGCAAGCGGAACGAGGAGAAGCGCAAGCAGCGGGAGGAGCAGAAGCAGGUGCGUCUGGCGGAGCUAUCAGAUCCCAGCAAAGCCAAGGAAGUUGGAGGUGCUACCGGUGGAGGUGAUAACAAGAAGCCUGCCGGCAACAAUGCCAAGAAGGAUCUCAAGGAUCCUCCACCUUCCGCUGCCCAAGGCAACGAUCCUUCCAAGACCUCGCGCUCCAAGCGCCGAACUGAGCGCGACCAGCGGCGACGGGAGGAGCACGAACUGCGGAAACUGGCCAAGCGGGAUAAGAAAAAGGACGAAGGCCCGCCCAAGCAAGAGAAGGGCAAACAAACCGGUGGAAAGCAGAACAGAAAGCCAGACAAGGACAUCGUUAUUCUCAAGAAGGAAAACAAACCGGAGCCAAAAGAUUACUCCGAAUUGCCAUCAACUUCAAAGGCAGCUGCCGAAGCCAGGGAAAAAACCAGGACUGAGAACAGCGAGAUUCCAGAAGCUGUGAAGACUUUCAUACAGGCUGCCAGCGGUCAGAAGGAUAAGGAAGCUGGUGCAGCUACCUCCCACGACACAGCUGCCGAGGAAGCCAUCAAGGCGGCGCAGUUCCGAGCCUCAGAGGAGCGACGCAUCCGCAACAAGGAUCGCCCCUCGAUUGCCAUUUACCAACCCAAGGCUCGUGUGCGCAUAGGAUCAGAUGAUUUGCCACAAGGUGCAGGUACGGGAAAAGAUGGUUCAGAUGGCGAGGCUUCGGUGGUCGAAGAGAAGGCGGCCAAGAAAAACAAGCGGUCCAACCGGCGCAACAAAUCAAAGCCCAAGGAGGUCAGGGAGAGUCAACAGGAGGAUCGACGCGUUUCGAAGUCCUCGGAGAGCAGCAACAGUGUCAAAUAGCGAUAACGGAUUUUAUUGUUAAAU